Molecule: messenger RNA, 624 nt
Organism: Yarrowia lipolytica CLIB122
Lineage: Eukaryota; Fungi; Ascomycota; Dipodascomycetes; Dipodascales
Product: mitochondrial 54S ribosomal protein mL57
Biological process (GO): RNA processing; mitochondrial translation
Cellular component (GO): mitochondrial large ribosomal subunit
Molecular function (GO): structural constituent of ribosome; ribonuclease III activity
Source: RefSeq, a predicted model, not a curated record
AUGAAAUUUUCACACAAGCACAGAUACACACUCACGUUGCAGAGUUCCACAAACAGCACACCCACCAUGUUUGGCCGUCUUUUCACCCGGCAAUUGUCGUACCAGCAGCGCCGAAUCCCCCGCUCGGCGAUUCUGCAGGGUCCCGUGACUCUGGACGUUUUGGCCAAGGACUCGACCCGUCCUUAUGGUCUGUCCGAAUCCAAAAAGGAGAUUGAUGCUCUGAAAUCGUCCCUGUCGGACUCCGUCAGCGGCCUGGAGGACUCUCUGCUGCUCCAGGUGCUCACACACAAGUCCUUUGCUGGCGGACUGCCCUCUCACAACGAAAAACUGGCGUUUGUGGGCCGAAAGUUUUUCCCAGUCUCGGUUCUCUCUCACAACCUGUCCAAGGAGGCCUCAAGCGACCCCGUCAAGGCUCUGGAGUCGCUCAACUUUGAUCUGUCUGGGUUUGCCGCAAAAAACGGCCUCGAAAAACUCGUCUACUGGAACACCAAGGGAGUCACGAACGCCACUCCUUCAUCAAAGAUCACCAGCGGAUCCGUCUACGCCCUGGUGGGCGCUAUUCUCCUCAAGAAGGGCGAGAAGGCCGCCCAUGAGUUCGCCCAGAAGGUGGUCCAGCAGAAUUAA